Molecule: messenger RNA, 5765 nt
Organism: Perognathus longimembris pacificus (Pacific pocket mouse)
Lineage: Eukaryota; Metazoa; Chordata; Mammalia; Rodentia; Heteromyidae
Gene: Fbxo30
Product: F-box protein 30
Exons: 3
Coding region: 104-2353 (749 amino acids)
Molecular function (GO): protein binding; ubiquitin protein ligase activity; zinc ion binding
Source: RefSeq, a predicted model, not a curated record
GGUGGAGGCGGACCGGACCGGAGCGUGGGGCGCGCAGCUUCGGGAGGCACGGCGACUACGGCAACCGCGGUUCGGCCGCACCGGCCGAGCUGGAUUGGCCAUUAUGGAGGAGGAGCUGCAGCAUCCACACUGUGUGAAUUGUGUCAGCAGGCGCUGUAUGACCAGACCUGAGCCUGGGAUUUCCUGUGACUUGAUUGGUUGUCCCUUGGUUUGUGGAGCCGUUUUCCACUCUUGUAAAGCUGAUGAGCAUCGACUUUUAUGUCCUUUUGAGCGAGUACCGUGCUUAAAUAGUGACUUUGGAUGCCCAUUUACUCUGGCCCGAAAUAAAGUUGCUGAGCACCUAGAAAUGUGUCCUGCGAGUGUGGUGUGCUGUACUAUGGAAUGGAACCGAUGGCCAGUUAGUUAUGCAGACCGGAAAUCGUAUGAAAAUCUAAGCAGAGAUGUUGAUGAAGUGGCACAACUAGAUAUGGCCUUGGCCCUUCAAGAUCAAAGGAUGCUCUUAGAAUCACUCAAAGUAGCCACCAUGAUGUCAAAAGCAACUGAUAAAGUAUCUGAACCUAGAGCGCAAAUCUCUGUUAAAUCAAGUGUCCAAGAAAUUCCACAUGCUAAUGGUUUGGUAUCUGUUGAUGAAGAAUCUUAUGGUGCACUUUAUCAAGCUACUGUAGAGACAACCCGAAGUUUGGCUGCUGCUUUAGAUAUCCUGAACACUGCCACAAGAGAGAUUGGCAUGUUAAAUACAAGUCCCCAGGCCACCACAAAUGAAGUGGAUGAAGGACAAAAUGCCAGAGAAAGCCAACAAGGUAGAAACUUAAAAGACCAGGAUCGUCUUCAUGAGGAUGAGAUAGGGGCAGUAGGUGGAAUUGACUAUAAUAAUGGCAUAAGUCAGAAUGCCCAGUCUGAACAAAAUGGUUCAAGUGACUUAUUACAUAACCUGAAUUCAAGUUCUUAUGGCACUUCUACUCUUUGUAAUGGCUUUCCUUUGGAAAACAUCUGUACACAGGUCAAAGAUGAUAAUGAUCAGAAGUUUCAUGGUGACUCGGUACAACGUAACCUAACAAAUGGAGAAUGCAUAGCAUCAGAUGGUACUUCAGAACCUUCCAAUUCACUUUUAGUAGGAGCACAACUUAGGGAAAUACUUCCAUCCAAUGCUUUGCCUAAUGGCACCAUUCAAAAUAUCCUCAUGCCAGAUGGUGAAGGUGAAGGAGAAUUGUGUUGGAAAAAAGUAGACCUAGGGGACUUGAGGAAUAUGGAUGUUUUAUCUUUAAAUCAUACUCCUUCAUUCAAAUUUCUCUCUAACUCAUGUUGGUCUAAACCAAAGGAAGAUAAAGCUGUAGAUACAUCUGACUUGGAAGUUGGAGAAGAUCCCAUGGGUCUCCAAGGAAUAGAUCUGAUUACAGCGGCAUUACUCUUCUGUCUAGGAGACUCUCCAGGAGGAAGGGGUAUAUCUGAUAGUCGCAUGGUUGAUGUAUAUCACAUUGACUUUGGGACACAGACGUUUUCCCUUCCGUCUGCAAUAUUAGCUACAAAUACAAUGGUGGGGGAAAUAGCUUCAGCUUCAGCUUGUGAUCAUGCCAAUCCACAACUGUCAAAUCCAAGCCCUUUUCAGACACUUGGGCUGGAUUUAGUAUUAGAAUGUGUUGCUAGAUACCAGCCUAAGCAACGUUCAAUGUUUACCUUUGUGUGUGGACAGUUAUUUAGAAGAAAGGAAUUUUCUUCACAUUUUAAGAAUGUGCAUGGUGACAUUCAUGCUGGACUCAAUGGAUGGAUGGAACAGAGGUGUCCUUUAGCUUACUAUGGUUGUACCUAUUCCCAGCGUAGAUUUUGUCCAUCAACACUAGGAGCAAAGAUUAUACAUGACCGCCAUUUGAGGUCAUUUGGAGUUCAGCCAUGUGUGUCUACGGUACUAGCAGAGCCUUCUAGAAACUGUGUAUUGGGAUUACGUAGUGACCAUCUAAGUAGUCUUCCUUUUGAGGUCCUGCAACAUAUUGCAGGCUUUCUUGAUGGCUUCAGCUUAUGCCAGCUCUCCUGUGUGUCCAGGCUAAUGAGGGACGUGUGUGGCAGUCUGCUUCAGUCUCGAGGAAUGGUUAUACUACAGUGGGGGAAAAAGAAGUAUCCAGAAGGAAAUUCAUCAUGGCAGAUAAAGGAAAAGGUAUGGCGAUUCAGUACUGCAUUUUGUUCUGUUGAUGAAUGGAAAUUUGCUGACAUCCUAAGCAUGGCCGACCACUUGAAGAAAUGCAGCUACAAUGUGGUCGAGAAGCGGGAGGAAGCCAUCCCACUGCCGUGCAUGUGUGUGACUCGGGAACUCACUAAAGAAGGACGCUCACUGCGCUCAGUCUUAAAACCCGUACUGUAAGAACUGAACCUUCACGUGCACGUGCAUACAGGCACCUAAUUUCUUUGUAUUAUGUGACACUUUUAUUAAUGUAUUAAAGAUUACAACUAGCAGAUUUAUUGUCGCUGUGUAUAUAAAUGUUUUGAAGUGACAUAUAUUUUUAUAAAGUACUGUUUAGUUUGAAAAAGUUGCCUUAAUGUUUGAAAUGUGUGAAAUUUUUGGAACUUGCUGGACAGGGUGAUCUAAUCUUUACAUAAAUUUCAGAAUUAGUUUUUUUUAAUGGUGUGCAUAUUUUUGUUCUUAAACUUUUUGCUUCCUAAACUAACAAGAUCCUGACCAAACAGCUUAUUCCACAUAUUUUCUAUAGAUUGAGGCCCAGGUUAAUCAAAAAGCAAAGUUUUGGUUCAAAUUUGUGUGGCAGAAGAGUAACUUUGAGUUACGUAAGCAUAAGACCUUUACAAAGUUUUUAUUUUCCAGAAAUCUCCUUUUACAAUCGUAAUGCAUAGGUGAUAUCUAGUAUAUACUGAGAUAAUACUUAAAAGUCCAGAGUAAUAUUUGGCAAAAUGUUUUAAGAUGAUCAUAUUUAAAAUAAUCCACAAAGGUGUUUUCAUUUUAGGCUCUCACAGCUCCUACAUGGAAAGUGAUUAUACGUAGCUUUAUUUUUUAUUAGAUGUCGCAGCCAAAGAUUCUUGGCAGGGUGUUACACAGUCUUUCUUUUUGCUUUAACCCGUAUAUGGGAAGUAAAAGCAAAAACAAAACAUGAGCCUGUAAAAUCUCUUCAUGGUAUUAUGUAUUUGCUAGGUAAUUCUAAUGCUUGAAAAGAUAAUAUGCCUAAAUUUGAAUUGGGGAUAUAUGAAUAAAUAUUAAAUAUUCAGAGUGCAAAGGGCUCAGCUAUUUUUUUUCAUAAGCAUUGGGUGAUUUGGACUUUUGAUGUUUAUAAAAAUAUAACUACAUUAUUUUAAGACAUUUUAAAAUGGGAAUUUUAAUGGCUUCUUUAUAAUGUAACAAUUGAGCAGAAACCUGUCUUGGUUGACAAUCUCUUUGAAACAUUUCCAAAGUAAUUUCUGAUGUACGUCUAGUGGAAAGUAAGAGUUAUAUCUUUGUGUAAAGAUCAUGGUAUAAUUGGAAAAUAUUCACAGACCUAUUCUUGGAAUCUUUCAAAAUGACUUAUCUAUGAUUAACUUGAUGUAGUGACCUUAAAAGAAAUGAAUGUACGUGUUAUAUCAGAAUUUAGAAAGAAGUUGCAAAGAUGAGAAUUUAUACCUAAAUAAUUGGUAUAAUCGGUAAAUUCUAAUCGGUAAAUUCUGGCAUUUGGUAAUAUAAAGUGAUGACAAACUACAUUGUUACGAAUGUCAGAAUUCAGUUGUAACCUUCAUUUCUACAUUGUUCCUGAGGGUUUAUGGUUCCUGGUUUAUGAUUCCCAUAUAUGGCAAUCAGGCUGAGCAGAGACGGUCCUCGGGCAUGAGAAAAUUCUGAACUGCUUAAGAUUUGUUUUGGUUGGAUCAGCCCUUACUACAGUUGAAAAGUGUAGCAGUAAAGACUAAUCAAUUGUUUUGCCUCAUUUGUCAUUUUCUUUUUAGAAUACUGACUCGUCAGUGCUUAAGCUUUUUCAUCUGUGAGAUUAAUUUAUGUUUGAAAAAAAAUCCAUUGCUGUCAAAAAGCCAAAAAUAAGGUAUCAAAUACUCUAGAAUGGAACUCUGCCUUAAAGUUUUGCUGAAAAGAACAUGUCCAUAGUUAAGAUAGCACAGAAUUAAUCUUUGUUUUAUGGCUGUGAAUUUCAAGUCCUUGAGUUUAGACCUCGUUUCCACACCAGAUCGUCAGAUAGUUAACAUUGUUUUUCACGUCAUAUUUCUUUUGCACAUCUUUCACUGCUUUUUUUUUGUUAUGCCACCAUACUGUUUUGUUAGAAUGCUUUCAUUUUGCAACAUGUGUUCAAAUCCUAAUAAAAUUGAUGUUUUCUCUUAUAUGGCUCAUUAACUUAAAAAAGAAAACUUUCAUUUGAAUAAAAUCAUAUUACUUGUUUAACAAAUUCCAGAUGAACUCAUAUCAUUUAUUUAAUUUUUAAUUGUGUGUUCCAGGAGUAGCUGAUGUUGAUGUUGAUCAUUUCUCACUGUAGUUUUACUGUUGAACUUUUUUUUAAGUAUGAAAAGUUACUAGUUAGGGGUAUUGAAGGGCUAGAGAUUUUCUGGCAUGAUUAUUUCUUUAAUACCCGUAAUGAGAACCUUGUGUUUACCUCUUAAGCAUGAAAAGGUUUGUAUGUUGGCCUGGUAGUUUGUAAAUUGAGAAGUCUGUUGAUCUCUUAAUCUGUGUCAAACAGCAAGAUAAAAGGAAAGCUUCAGAAUGGAGCAUGAUAUGUUCUGUCUCCCUAUCUCUGUCUCCCCGUCUGUCUUUCUUACUUUACUUGAGAUGGAAAUAUGUAGUCUGUUUUAACAAAUUACCUGGCGAAUCUUAUGCACAAUAAAAUAAGAAAUCUUAUAGGAAAGCCUAGAAUGUCUGCCAGGUUAUCUGCUGAUAUAUUAUUGGAAUGGAUAUAUUUGUAUAUAUACCUAUAAUGGUAAUUUAUGAAUAGUAAUGGUUAAAUUAUAUGUGUUCUAUCAGUUUUAUCAGUAGUGACUGAUAUUUUAAUGUCAGCAUUUCGGUAGUGUUCUUUACAGUGCUGAUUUUAGUUGAUUUAGCCUAAACAUCUCUUUCUCCAUUUUGCUUAGUAGUUUCAGUCAUGUGAACAUAGUAGAUUUUUAGGAUGAGCAAAAGUUAGAAGUACUGUGUAGUUUCUGAUGGUUCUUCAUUUUUCACGAUUUAUACUAACACUUGUCCUUAAGUGCAAAAGGAUACAGUAUUCGUUUUAAAAAUUCUAAGUGCAUAAUGCUAGACCUGAAGGCCCUAUAUUGUAUAAUUCCAUUCUUUACCAGAAUAAGCAAGUCUAUAGAAACAAAUCAGAUUAGUUGUUGGCAAGGGCAAAUGACGUGACUACCUAAUGACUAUAGGGUUUUCUUUCAGAGUGAUGAAAAUGUUUCUGAACAAGUUAGUGGUGUUGGUUGCAUAGUAUUGUGAAUAUACUGAAUGUACUGGGUUGUACAUUUUUUGUGAUGGUAAAUUUUUAUGAUAUUUUGCCACAGGUUUUUUUUUUUUAAGGAUGCGGUAUUUGAGGUAAUAAAUUAUCAAAGCUGAAAAUCACAAUGUUCCCAAGGUUUGUGAAAUGCUUAAGCUAUUGUUUAAAAUUCAUGUAUAGCAUUAGUAAUUUAUUCAACUCAAUAAUAAAAUCAGCGAGUCUCAUCACUGAAGUACCAAGGACAGCAGCAAGAGCUUAGCUGCACUUCAUUUCCUAUCAUUGAGAGAUUCUGUUACUGGCUUUUGUCAACAAUCUUUUUCUACCUUUCACAUUUUAUUACAAUUCCUUGGGGCACUUUGCAGUUGGACUUAAAAGAUCUGUUUU